AUGGAUAAUGAAAUCACUAUCCUGGGAAGAAAGGGCAUACGUGUUGAUGGAAGAUUUCUUUCGAACCUUCGUUUCGCGGACGACAUCGUUCUCUUUUCGAGCAGUACCAAUGAAGCAGAAACGAUGCUCAACGAAUUGAACGAAGCAGGGAAGAGAAUAGGACUACGAAUAAACAGAAAGAAGACACAGUUCAUGAAGAACGCGCACUGCGAGGACGGAGGAGUACAACUUGAAGGCUCCCAAAUCGUGGAAACUCCGUCAUACGUAUACCUUGGACGUUCUAUGAACAUGGAAAACGACUUGAAGGAAGAACUGAAUAGAAGAAUGAGAGCAGCAUGGGCAGCAUUCGCAGCCGUCAGGGAAGCUACGGACCAACUGACGGACCAUGAUCUUCGUGCCCAUCUGUUCGACUCGACAGUCCUUCCAGCGCUCUGUUACGCAGCGGAGACGUGGGCAGACACCGCAGCCACGUCUAGGAAGCUACUUACUACCCACAGAGCCCUUGAGAGAUGUCUCCUGAAGUUUAACCGGCGCACACAACACCAUGCCGGUCUUCGUAGCUCUGACUUAAGAGGAAUGUCCCGUCUUCGCGACCCAGCGGAAUAUGUAUCGAAAGCAAAACAUAGAUGGGCCGGUCACAUCAUGAGAAGAAUCGACGAUAGAUGGACUAAAAGAACGCUAGAGUGGAUCCCAAGGGACGCUAAACGCCCCCGAGGGAGACCGCCAACGAGAUGGAGUGACGUGUUCGCUGCACGGAUGGACCAGCUGAGAGCUCAGCUGGAUACGGCUCAAGGACCUCGUCAUCGUCACUCACGAAGCUUGAGAACAUCUUGGAUGACAAUGGCGAGGGAACGAAACGAGUGGAAGAGAUGCUGGGGCCCGCACGUCGAGUGA
Molecule: messenger RNA, 894 nt
Organism: Necator americanus (New World hookworm)
Lineage: Eukaryota; Metazoa; Nematoda; Chromadorea; Rhabditida; Ancylostomatidae
Exons: 1
Coding region: 1-894 (297 amino acids)
Source: RefSeq, a predicted model, not a curated record